Molecule: messenger RNA, 456 nt
Organism: Penicillium brevicompactum
Lineage: Eukaryota; Fungi; Ascomycota; Eurotiomycetes; Eurotiales; Aspergillaceae
Exons: 2
Coding region: 1-456 (151 amino acids)
Source: RefSeq, a predicted model, not a curated record
AUGACUCAAGCAGCUCAAAUGCAACAGCCCACUGAGAGCGUCCAGUCUAUGUUCCCCAAUGAUGCUGGUGGUGUAAACAACACGGCUAGCGAGACCCACGUUGACUCCUACCGGUCGCUUGACCCUGCUCGCGCCUCCUUGGAGGACUACAACCGCUCUAUGUUGCAGUACACUCAACGUCAAAUGUCUACCUUCGUUGACGUUGACGACUCUCAUAGCGGCAGUGGUACAAGCAGCCGUAGCAGCCAGAGCAGCGGCCAAAGUGGUCGCAGCAAUGAAGGUACCGGCUCUGGUCUGGCGCGCAGUGCCAAUGGCCCCCUACCUCCGUCAACAACGCCGCUCACUUGGCUGGGUCCAAGAUCAGCGGGCGUGACAUGGCUAAUGACGAGUGCGCUACGUACUAAGCCGUGUUCACAUGGCUUCAUACAAGCCAUGGCUCAUGAUAAUGUCAUUUGA